AGAUGGAACUGGGACACAUGGACCGAAUUCAGUAUUAAGCAUGCUCCAUCAUUGUUUACAGAAUUACGGAUUUGGCGAGAAAGGACUUAAUCAACAUGCAGAUAAUUGCGGAGGUCAAAAUAAGAAUCGAUACACACUGGCGUAUCUUUGUUGGAGAGUAAACAGAGGGUAACAUGAACACAUGCAAUUGAAUAUGGCUAUUCCCGGGCAUACAAAGUGUCUUGUUGAUGGUGGCUUCGGGCGAAUAAAAAAGCUAUUCAAGAGGUCUGAUUGUGAGAGUCUGAGUCAAUUUGCAGACAUUGUGGAUAAAUCGGCAAGGAACAAUUUCCCUGUUUUAUAUCGAAAUGAAAACGGUGAUCAGACAUGGAAAUGGUAUGACUGGAAGUCGUAUUUGACCCGAUUUUUCCUACAAGUGAAAGGCAUACAGAAAUAUCACUGCUUCAGAUUUUCUGCUGCAGACAAGUUGGCUGUGUUUGUUAAGGAAAGAUCAGAUAGCGAGGAAGUUCGGGUUCCGCUGAUAAGACGUAAUACUGACGUUCCAACAACAACAUUUCCCGAGGUCAUACAGCCCGCAGGAUUAAGUCGUACACGUCGCGAAUACUUAUACCGUAACGUUAGAAAAUAUGUGCGUCCUGCAUACCAAGAUGCCACGUGCCCGCCAUACACUGAAGAGUGAUUCACGCUGCAUGCGUAAAGACUGAGUGAUGAAUUUUGUUAAUGUUUUCAAGUUCAACUGUUUCCAUUUUUUUAUAAUUAAUGUUUUGCUAUUAAGUUUUGUAGGUUAUGACAGCAGGUCAAAGUUUUAUAAUGAUAAAAUGUAAUUGUUCUACAUGUAUUGUUCAAGAAUACCUUGAAAACAGUGAUAUAAAUUAGUUUUUGCCGUACCGGCUCGUGAAAAUAUGUGGCAUUUUAUCAUGUUUCGUGAAAAUAUAUUCCAUUUUUCACGCAAACGAAAAAAAAUAUCCUCUUAAUAUUAUUGUAGUUAGUGCAAAAUUAAAACUUUGGAAACACUUGAAUUCAUUUGUUAUAUGCUAAACUACAUUUGACGUCGUCAAAAUUAUUAUGACGUUACGUAAAUCUGUCGUUGACGCUGCAUUAAUGUCCUCUUUUUAAACCUAUAUAUCUCAAAAACUAUUUGCAAUAUCGAUGUUAAAUAAAGUGCAACGUGUAAAAUAAUGCAUGUCCUAAAAUUUUAGCUAUAAAACUAAAAAUCGAUAAAAAAAUGCCCGAGUGCCCUUUUCUCGUGGCGG
Molecule: messenger RNA, 1250 nt
Organism: Ruditapes philippinarum (Manila clam)
Lineage: Eukaryota; Metazoa; Mollusca; Bivalvia; Venerida; Veneridae
Exons: 4
Coding region: 182-676 (164 amino acids)
Source: RefSeq, a predicted model, not a curated record